This is a messenger RNA of Eriocheir sinensis (Chinese mitten crab), 576 nucleotides long. RefSeq lists its product as uncharacterized. The transcript is spliced from 3 exons. The record is from RefSeq and is a predicted model, not a curated record. The annotation marks the transcript as partial. NCBI's taxonomy places the organism in Eukaryota, Metazoa, Arthropoda, Malacostraca, Decapoda, Varunidae.
AUGAGUGGGAAGAUAUCCAGCGCUUACAAGUUUGUCAUCUUCAGCCUUGCAAAUAUCAAGCGCUUUUACAAGCUCGUCAUCUUCAGCCUUGCAGAUAUCCAGCGCUUUUACAAGUUCGUCAUCAUCAGCCUUGGGGAUGGCCAACGCUUUUACAAGCUCGUUAUCUUCAGCCUUGCAGAUAUCAUGCGCUUGUGCAAGUUCGUCAUCUUCAGCCUUGCAGAUAUCCAGCGCUUUUACAAGGUCGUCAUCAUCAGCCUUGCAGAUAUCCAGCGCUUGUACAAGUUCGUCAUCUUCAGCCUUGCAGAUAUCCAGCGCUUGUACAAGUUCGUCAUCUUCAGCCUUGCAGAUAUCCAGCGCUUUUACAAGGUCGUCAUCUUCAGCCUUGCAGAUAUCCAGCGCUUGUACAAGGUCGUCAUCUUCAGCCUUGGGGAUGGCCAACGCUUUUACAAAUUCGUCAUCUUCAGCCUUGCAGAUAUCCAGCGCUUUUACAAGUUCGUUAUCUUCAGCCUUGCAGAUAUCCAGCGCUUUUACAAGGUCGUCAUCAUCAGCCUGGGGAUAGCCAACGCUUACAAGCUC